AUGGACCGUGUCAUGGACCUGUUUUGCCGGCUGUUGCUGGCUACUUAUCCCACUUUAGACGUACCAGCGGUCACAAAUGUCUCGGACCUCUGCAUGAGACCCAUAUGCGACAAAAGAGGUGUGCCACGUGGCUCAAAUUACCUAGCGGUGCCACUCAACGUUUCUUCAAUCUCGGAACUCCACUCGAUGCCCGGAUGUGUAGAAAAAGAUUUAGGACAAGCUAUUGACCUGCCAGCUGACGCAGAUCGCUUAAAAUUUCUCCUCAAUAUUUCUGACAUCUGCACAACACCCGGAUGCGUCAAAGCAGCUGCGCACAUCUUACAGAAUUUGGAUGAGAGUGUGGACCCCUGCGAUGAUUUUUUCCAAUUCGCCUGUGGUGGCUGGAUGAAGAGACAUGCCAGCGAACGAAAUUCUAUAGCUAUAAAUAAACUUAAGUCUUAUGUUGCUGCUCAAUUGAGAGUUCUUCUGCAAAAAAAGUUGACUGGCAAUGAACCGAAUUACGUUCGCAUGGUGAAAGUAAUAUAUGAUACCUGCAUGGAUUUGAAAAGCAUCGAGGCUAAGGGUAGCGAACCUCUAAAGAAAGUACUGAAAGAUCUCGGAGGAUGGCCAGUGGUGGAAGGAGAAAAUUGGGAUCCGGAUUCUUUCAACUGGAUGGAAACUCACUUUAAGAUCCGUAGAAUGGGCUACAAUCCGAAUAUAUUGAUAGACUUGUCUUCUUUGCAUAUACUAGGCAUCUCUAGUGAUCUAACAUUAGGCUAUCCAUCACUAGUAGUCGAUAAUGAAUAUUUGAUGCAAGGAUUAAAUUCUUCUACAACGACCGCUUAUUUCAACUUGAUGGUCACAUUAGCUAAUAAGUUGGGAGCAAAUGAAAGUUACUCAAAAGUUGAACUUCUGAAAGCUCUGAAUUUCGAAAGUAUGCUCGGAAAUUUAAUAGAGACACAUUACCAAAGAAUUGGGAGUCGUACACCUGUCAAGUAUACCGUUAAACAGCUAAUUGAAGAGGUGCGAGAGGGUUAUAGCCAAUUACAUGAUAUGGAGGGUUAUUCUGCAAUCUUUAGCUUUCUUGUCGAAAGAGUGGAGGAUCCUGGCUCCGAAAUCCUCCGUUUUUUUUAAAGGACAGAAAGAGGACCCACGUCAUGUAAAAUGCAUGUCUCUUUUUACGAAACAGUCGAACAGUUUAAAAGUAGCUCUCUUAUCUUACUACGUACGACACUAUUCCAAAAAAGA
Messenger RNA from Stegodyphus dumicola, 1227 nucleotides. RefSeq names its product neprilysin-2-like. Gene Ontology annotation, molecular function: metalloendopeptidase activity. NCBI's taxonomy places the organism in Eukaryota, Metazoa, Arthropoda, Arachnida, Araneae, Eresidae. The record is from RefSeq and is a predicted model, not a curated record. Gene Ontology annotation, biological process: protein processing. Gene Ontology annotation, cellular component: plasma membrane.